AUGCUGGCCAUACAGAUGGAUCGUCUGGAUUUCCAGAAGUUACGCUUUGAAGUAUAUAAUAAAAUUUUCUUGUAUGAAAUAUUUGUUAAUAUUAAGACUUUUUUCAGUUAUCUUGCUCAUGGAAAUGCUGUACGUACACAAUCCUGGAAAUUUCAAAUAGGAAGAUCUACAGCAUAUAAAAUUAUAUCUGAGGUAUGCCAAGCCAUUUGGAAUGCUUUUCAACCAACAUAUCUCCCGGACAUGAAUAGUGAGAAAUGGUCCAACGUAGCUGAUGAAUUUUAUUUGAGAUGGCAGUUUCCCAACUGUAUCGGAGCGAUAGAUGGGAAACAUAUUAAGAUACGAUGUCCUCCAAACAGUGGGUCAGACUUUUAUAAUUACAAGCAAUAUUUUAGUAUUGUCCUUUUAGCAAUAUGUGACGCUCGAUGUAAAUUCACUUGGGUUGACAUUGGUCAGUAUGGAUCUAUAAGUGAUGGCGGAGUGUGGAGUAGAUCAAAAUUUGGAAACGAUUUGGAACGUGGAUAUAUCGAUCUUCCUCCCCCAAAGAAUUUACCAUUAACUAAUAUACCUAUUCAUCACGUAUUUGUGGGAGAUGAAGCCUUCCCUCUAAAAACAUACUUACUUCGUCCAUAUAAUAGAAAGGAUUUGGGAGAUGCAGAACGUGUGCUCAAUUACCGCUUAUCUAGAGCGAGAAGAAUUAUCGAGAAUGCUUUCGGAAUAUUGGUUUCCCGCUGGCAAAUACUAACCAGAACAAUUUGUUGCACCCCGGACAAUGCAACUCAUAUGAUUAAGGCUAUAGUGUGCCUACAUAAUUACCUUACAACUGCAGAAGAACAGUAUACGAAACUACAAACGAGAACGUAUUGUCCAAAUGAUUUAUUUGACUGUGGGAACCUUGAUCAUGAGGAAAACGAUGAUAGAACAUUAGGUAGCUUGAAGGAUCAAACAGUACUUGGUAAUUUCGUGGAUUUGACACGAAUAGGUGCUAACAAUGCUCGCAAAGAUGCUACUCAGCAGAGGAAUACGUUGAGAGAUUAUUUUGUAUCGGAAUUAGGUGAACGAGAAGCUCCUUGGCAAUAUAGAUGUGCAUUUAAAGGUUUAGUUAUUAAUGAUGCAGAAUAACAUAAGAAUAAUGUGAGAAGUAG
Messenger RNA from Vollenhovia emeryi, 1142 nucleotides. RefSeq lists its product as uncharacterized. NCBI's taxonomy places the organism in Eukaryota, Metazoa, Arthropoda, Insecta, Hymenoptera, Formicidae. Bases 1 to 1119 code for a protein of 372 amino acids. The record is from RefSeq and is a predicted model, not a curated record. The transcript is spliced from 3 exons.